AAGUAAAUGAGCUUGCCGUACGGCAAGGUUAAUUCAUUCAUACCUUUAAAUGCAAUGUUUAGUUACAAAUGUUUUAUUAUAUAAAGUUUUGCAUCUGUACAAGCAAGACGGGUGAAGCGUUUUCCAUUCAAAGAAUAGCAAUCGUGACCCUGAAGAAAAGAAACUCAAAAUGGAAGAAAGUGAGACUUUAAGAGAGGAGCAAGGGAUGAGCUCUUUAGUUACAAUAGAUGAGCAUUAUUUUAACAAGGAAUUGGAAAAGGCAAAAGAAGAACUCAAAAAACAGAAGCGUGAAUGUAUCGUGGUAAUAGUGCAGAUCACAAUUGUAUUCCUGAUUAUUCGUCAUAACCCAGGAGAAUUAGAAAUAGUAAUUGAAGAACUGAUUUACUGGACGACGAAAGUAGCUAUCCUUGUGUUAUGGACAUGUGGUGAUGUAGAACUGAAUCCAGGACCAUUAGCAAGGUCUCAAAUAUUAAGAAAAUUUCGAAGAUUCACACAGACAAUGUUACUGGAAAUGAUAUACAAAAACAGUGGUCAAAGUAUGCCAAAACAUCGAUAUAGUAGUUCCCCACCUGGAUGGGAUACAUACAAACCAGAAAUAAAGUUUCAAAACAUAUCAAAUCAAACAGGUAAGGAGGAUGAAGUCUUCAAUAAGAUGAUAUGGCUCCUACAGAAUUGGUGUGCUGUACCACUAUCGUCCGAGUGGAGGGUCUUGCUAAAUAAUUACAACAAUCUGAAUGCAAAACUGGAAGAAGAAGAUAGCAAAAACGAGUUAGAGAGAUGGGUGAUCGAGAAUAAAAUGAGAAAAAUUUCUCAAGGAGAUUCCACGAGAAAGAGAAAAAGAUGUGCUGAAAAAAGCAGUACGGAUGCCGGUACCAAUGUUUUCACUGCCAAGGGGAAAGACUUAGUGGUUCUAAAUUCAUCUUAUGAAGACAAAAAUGCUUCUACAGAUUUGCUUCAAAAACAACACAUGAGUCCAUGUCCAGAAAACAUUGACAUAAGCUGCGAUAAGUUAGACGAUAAACAAUUGCAAAGAGAAAAUGAACUUGAUUUUCUUGAUUCUGAAACAUACGACGAACUUACAGUAGGUCUUUAUGAGCCUGAGUUACUUAUUAAAUAUCUGGAGAGGUAUCUUAAAGAUCUUGGGAAUAGUCAACCCUCAUCUAGAAUGGUGGAGUUGUGCAAGAAAAUACUGAAUAAAAAACAAUCAUAAAAACACCGACAUAUAUUCUUUUUAAUUGUUAACAUACUAUCUCGAGUGCUGGAAUUUAAUGUAACAUAAAUAUACUCAACUUGACUCACCUAAUAAAUAGAUCUAUAAGCAAAUAGGAACUAUGGCGCAGAAAGAACCCAAGUGAGGGUUGUGACCUUAUUGUAUCUUUUUG
Molecule: messenger RNA, 1382 nt
Organism: Saccostrea cuccullata (small rock oyster)
Lineage: Eukaryota; Metazoa; Mollusca; Bivalvia; Ostreida; Ostreidae
Exons: 10
Coding region: 170-1210 (346 amino acids)
Source: RefSeq, a predicted model, not a curated record